Rotaria sordida is the source of this 879-nucleotide messenger RNA. The record is from the annotation of a GenBank genome assembly. NCBI's taxonomy places the organism in Eukaryota, Metazoa, Rotifera, Eurotatoria, Philodinida, Philodinidae.
AUGGGUUUGAGAACCGAAGGUCAAGCUUGGAAAUAUCAGACUGAUUUCUUUCGUGAACAAUCCAACUAUCAGUGUGUGAGUUAUGACAAUCGUGGCUGUGGUCGAUCGUCAACGCCGUUGACACUCGAAUAUACAACAGUUCAAAUGGCUAAAGACGCCUUGGGAUUGAUUGAUCAUCUGGGUUGGGCUCAGUGUCACGUAGUGGGUGUCUCUAUGGGUGGAAUGAUUGCAUUAGAAUUGGCUCUAUUAGCAAAUCGUAGAAUUCUUUCACUCACCCUCAUGGCCACACAUGCUGGUGGUUUAAUGGGUCAAGCGCCAUUCAUUGGCAUGCGCCACAUUAUUCGAACGUUUACAAUACGUGACGACCAUCAACUUGUGGAAAAUGCUCUUGCCAUGCUUUAUAGUCGAAAGACACUAAGCGAUUCUGAGAAACGACAGUAUUUCUACGAUUAUUAUCGUGAAAGAUUCAAGACUCGUGUUCCUCUAUCGCUAGUCGGCAAUUUUGGUCAAAUGUUUGCUGUUCAACGACACUACAUAAGCUACGCUGAUCUAUUAAAAAUUCGAUAUUCAAAUUUUCCUUGCUUGGUUAUGGUGGGUACUGAAGACCGACUUGUGCGCGAGACUAAUUCCUAUAUGCUUCAACGAACACUUGACUGUCGACUCGUCAAACUCGAACAUGCAGGGCACGACUUAGGAGGUGAAUGUACUCAGCAAGUCAAUCAAGAAUUAUUAGCAUUUUUCGAAUCGGUCGAGUUGAAAGAUCAUCCAUCACACGUAUCAAGCGAAUAUACGACAGAAGUGCGAGCUCUGGAACUUUGCUGCCAACAUCGCACUCAUUGUUUUGUUUACAAUCUUGUUGGUUUCCUUAAGGUAUGCUAA